AUCACUUCAAACAAAUAAGGCAAAUAUGUUUACUUUUGCUCUACUCUGUACUUUUCGAAAUAAGGUCACCCAAGUUCUGGAAAGAAACUCUUGCUCUACUCUGUACUUUUGCACAAGGAGAACAAUGGGCCACCCUGUGUGAUGUACUUGCCUCAAAGUUGAUGGAUGCUGGUAACACUCUGGCUGCAGUUCUGUGCUACAUUUGCGCAGGCAAUGUUGACAGAACAGUAGAAAUUUGGUCAAGGAGCCUUGCAAACGAGCGUGAAGGAAGAUCUUAUGCUGAGCUUCUUCAGGAUCUUAUGGAGAAGACUCUUGUUCUUGCUUUGGCAACUGGCAACAAAAAGUUCAGCGCAUCUCUUUGUAAACUCUUUGAGAGUUAUGCUGAGAUAUUGGCCAGCCAAGGGCUUCUUACAACGGCAAUGAAGUACUUGAAAGUUUUGGAUUCUGGUGGCUUGUCACCUGAACUUUCUAUAUUACGUGAUCGUAUUUCCCUUUCAGCAGAACCUGAGACUAACACUGCAGCUUCAUGCAACAUUCAGCCUCAAAGCACCGUACCAUAUAAUCAGGUCUCAUUUUUUUUAGUCAGCAACUGUCUUUAAACUGGAGCCUGGAUAUCUCUGGAAUCCAUUAAGCUUCAUGAAGAGAACUAAUGCUUCAGACAGAUUCUAGUUAUGAUAUGAAACCUACUCUGUGACUGAAGCUAUGAUUCUUAGCCGAGUAAGCUCUUGACUCUGUUCUUUCCUUCUCCAGAAGGCCCGUCUCCACCAAACCUCAAAAAUAUUCAGAGAAAUGAGUGAUGAUGUACUGCCUAAACAAUCAACUUGACCAAUCAAACUUGCAGACGUUUGCGUCUUCUUCUAGCAAAUCCAACUCCU
Messenger RNA from Raphanus sativus (radish), 875 nucleotides. RefSeq names its product protein transport protein SEC31 homolog B-like. The transcript is spliced from 4 exons. The record is from RefSeq and is a predicted model, not a curated record. Gene Ontology annotation, molecular function: structural molecule activity. Lineage: Eukaryota; Viridiplantae; Streptophyta; Magnoliopsida; Brassicales; Brassicaceae. Gene Ontology annotation, biological process: endoplasmic reticulum to Golgi vesicle-mediated transport; COPII-coated vesicle cargo loading; endoplasmic reticulum organization. Gene Ontology annotation, cellular component: endoplasmic reticulum exit site; COPII vesicle coat. Bases 162 to 599 code for a protein of 145 amino acids.